Molecule: messenger RNA, 3871 nt
Organism: Pelobates cultripes (western spadefoot toad)
Lineage: Eukaryota; Metazoa; Chordata; Amphibia; Anura; Pelobatidae
Source: the annotation of a GenBank genome assembly
AUGUGCUCUGGGUCAAUGCACGUUGUCCAUGACGCUAAUGAUCCCAAUAUCAGACCUGACAAUGUUGGCAUGUGCUCUGGGUCAAUGCGCAUUGUCCAUGAUGCUAAUUAUCCCAAUAUCAGACCUGACAAUGUUGGCAUGUGCUCUGGGUCAAUGCGCGUUGUCCAUGACGCUAAUUUCCCAAUAUCAGACCUGACAAUGUUGGCAUGUGCUCUGGGUCAAUGCGCGUUGUCCAUGAUGCUAAUUAUCCCAAUAUCAGACCUGACAAUGUUGGCAUGUGCUCUAGGUCAAUGUGCGUUGUCCAUGAUGCUAAUUUCCCAAUAUCAGACCUAACAAUAUUGGCAUGUGCUCUGGGUCAAUGCGCGUUGUCCAUGACGCUAAUUUCCCAAUAUCAGACCUGACAAUGUUGGCAUGUGCUCUGGGUCAAUGCGCAUUGUCCAUGACGCUAAUUUCCCAAUAUCAGACCUGAAAAUGUUGGCCUGUGCUCUGGGUCAAUGCGCGUUGUCCAUGACGCUAAUUAUCCCAAUACCAGACCUGACAAUUUGGCAGACAGGAAAGAAAAAGACUGAACCCGCAUCUCACAUGUUCUUUUCUUUUUAUUUAGGAUUUGAGAAACGUCAUUUGUGCAUAAAAGACCCAAGUAAGGAUUGCAAGCAGCCAUGCCCUAAGGGAUAUUACAUCAACUGGGAAGAUCGUCCAGCUAGAUGUUGCUACUGCGCCAAUUGCAAGCAAGGUAAUUCAUUCUAACGAUCGAGACUUGAGGUCGACUGCACCCAGCUUAGAUUAUAUUAUUUUCCUGCAAAUUUUAUCAAACUGCAUUUGAACAAUCCACCAGGGAGGAAAAAGUUAGCUAUUGAUGUUCUAAACAUUUCUCUUUCAGUGUAGAAUCCAUUUAGUAGAGAUAUAAAUAUGAGGCAGAGGCUACAGCUCCUGAAACAUUGGAAAGCACUAUUUCUAGAAGGUCAUGGUCACACUCAAAGUAUUAUUCUUUUAAUAUUCCUGUAAAAUGUAGAUUUGGGGGAAUUCAAAUUGAAUUUCAAAUUUUAAACCAAAAUAGCCAAACCGAAAAUAAAAAAAUCUAACUUUGAGAAUAUUUUCGAUUCAACAAUUUUGGCCUUAAAAUUUAAAAUGCUCUUUGAAUUUCCAAAAAGUCCCUUAAAUCAAUAACCCUGUAACCCUCUACCUAGGAAGUUAUGGGUUCACCUCAAAACAGCUAAGACUGGAGGUUGACACUUUUAUACCUCAAAACACUGUUUGGUUACCAUGGCAACCAGUGCAGGCCGCCUGUUAUAGAGUGUUUAGGAGUUUCAUAUCUCCUUUACUUUAUGUCUGUUCUGGUAACAAUGUUUAUGUGUCUUCCAGAUCCUGAUCUUAUAGAGGUACAACCUUGUUCCGCUAGUUCCAACGCAAUUUGCCAUUGUCGACCUGGUUUCUACUGUAAAACCCCUUUAGAGAAUACGUGUGCGCGGUGCGUGUCCCACCAGAAAUGUACGCCGGGAUUCAGGGUAAAGAAAGCAGGUAAUGGGUGCAAGAAAAAUGCUUAAAGGUCGACUCUACAACCACGCCCAAGGGUGGACAGAGUAAUGUAAAACUCGAACAGUUUUUAAACAAAUACUAUUCUAUAAAAUGAUAUUCUUCUUCGUUACGCACAUGCCGGUAUCACUAAUUAUACCACUUUCCUGUUGUAUAAAAGAGUUUUUAUUUCCUAUGUUAGUCUUGUGAUCUCUGUGAUUUUGCUUUAUCAUUAUUUGAACAAUGUGAGACAUGGUGGUUAUAGUGCAGAGAGUGAUGUAUCCAGGGCUGUAAUUAUGAGAUGCAGUGUUAUAGAUAAACCAAUAGGAUUAGGGUGGCUGUGGGUUAGGGAUGUUUAUCUUUAGGGGGAUUUGGUGUUAAUAGAGCCUACAAAUAAAUACUUUCUAGCUAACCUUAACUCUGGUGACACUGCCCUAUUGAGCACAGCGCCAUUCCCGCGCCAUUAAAUGAUGAUGAAUAAAUCUAAACUUUAUAUGCAAAUCCUGCAUGGCAGAGUUCCACGAGAGCAUUUUAGGGGAGGUUUAUCAAUCCACGCCAUGUGCUAUUCUGGGCACAAACUGCUAAAUGCUGAGACAUCCUACUGGUUCUCACUCUGAUCAUUCUGAUUAUUUAUCACUUUGUCCCAGAACAGCACUUGAUAUAUUUCACAUCGUCAAGAGGGGACUCCAUUUACUGGAUCUGGGCCAUUUCACUUUAUACAGAAAAGGUUUAUUAAACUGGAAAUUGAUUAAACUGCACAGUUCAGGCCUAAAAUCAGCUCGGUCAGUUUUGCACAAUUCUAGUUUAAUUUAGUGGGAAAAAAGCAGACGAAUAUAAUUAAUAAUAUGUGGUUAAAUUUGCCAAACAGGACAAAAGAGAUAAAAUACAUCUGAUUCUUUUUAAUUCAUAUUCACAUUUACUACUCUAGAUUGAAAGAUCAUAUGAACAGGGUCCCUCAUCUACCUAUUGUUCCUGGAACAAUUUGUAAUUCUCUCUUUAUUGUACAAUUCACCCUUAAUAAAGCACUGCUAAUAGACUGACACUGUAUAAAUACCAAUGAGAAUAAUAUAUGGUCCCAUACUACAUAGUAUGUAUAUAAAAACCGUCAAAUCAAUGUCUAUGUUUGCAGGGAACGCAUUCAAUGACACAGUGUGUGAAGAGUGUCCGCUAGGAUCACAUUCCAAUGGUUCUGAAGGAUGUAAAUCUCACACAACGUAAGGACUAACUCCAUGAAACCUUCAUAUGGCCAGGGAAUAGCCAUGGGUGGGAUCUCAGGGAAUUAUAUCACAUGGCUGGCUCCCUCCCAGACCUUCCCACCUCCUGGACAGCUCACUAAGAAUGCAGCUUCAAAAUGGAUGCUGUCCAGGAGGUGGGAGGGUCUGUGAGGGAGGGUCUGCUGCUGAUUGGCUUGAAUGUGUCAGCUGACUGGAGUCCGCGGCGAACCGUUCGUGGCGAACAGUUCGCGAACCGUUCAGCGAACAGUUCAGGACAUCACUAGCUGGGAUCUCAGGGUAUUAUAUCACAUGACUGGGAUCUCAGGGUAUUAUAUCACAUGACUGGGAUCUCAGGGUAUUAUAUCACAUGGCUGGGAUCUCAGGGUAUUAUAUCACAUGACUGGGAUCUCAGGGUAUUAUAUCACAUGGCUGGGAUCUCAGGGUAUUAUAUCACAUGACUGGGAUCUCAGGGUAUUAUAUCACAUGGAUGGGAUCUCAGGGUAUUAUAUCACUGGAUGGGAUCUCAGGGUAUUAUAUCACAUGACUAGGAUCUCAGGGUAUUAUAUCACAUGACUAGGAUCUCAGGGUAUUAUAUCACAUGGCUGGGAUCUCAGGGUAUUAUAUCACAUGGCUGUGAUCUCAGGGUAUUAUAUCACAUGGCUGGGAUCUCAGGGUAUUAUAUCACAUGGCUGGGAUCUCAGGGUAUUAUAUCACAUGGCUGAGAUCUCAGGGUAUUAUAUCACAUGGAUGGGAUCUCAGGGUAUUAUAUCAUAUGACUGGGAUCUCAGGGUAUUAUAUCACAUGGCUGGGAUCUCAGAGUGUUAUAUCACAUGGCUGGGAUCUCAGGGUAUUAUAUCACAUGGCUGGGAUAUUAGGGUAUUUUAGUCAAAAAGAAUAGAAAACACAUAAUUUUAUAUCAAAAGAAAAAUAACAGCAUUUGCAUUUUUUUCAGUCGACUUCUCAAACCAACAAUGCAGAAUUUUGUACGAAAUAAAACGAGUAAACGUACACCAGAUCUCUAUUUAACUGCCCACAAACCCCUCACAACCCGGCAUCAACAUGUGACUGUCAGUCACUCAAUGGCAACAACUGGAUCUGAUUCUGUGUCUUUGGUACCAACUGUUAUGGCAGAUACUGGUAUGUAA